This is a messenger RNA of Zophobas morio, 1584 nucleotides long. RefSeq names its product zinc finger MYM-type protein 1-like. The record is from RefSeq and is a predicted model, not a curated record. Gene Ontology annotation, molecular function: protein dimerization activity. The transcript has 5 exons. The coding region runs from base 1 to 1584 and encodes 527 amino acids. NCBI's taxonomy places the organism in Eukaryota, Metazoa, Arthropoda, Insecta, Coleoptera, Tenebrionidae.
AUGGCAAAUCCAACUGCAGGCUGUGCGAGUACUAUUAGAGAGGUGGUAAAUGAAGGCUAUAGCGACAUAAGACAUAUUGGUACCGCUUUACAGAAACAUGAUCAAUCUGAAGAGCACAAAUUCGCGUCGUUAAAAUUAAAAUUACUAGGAAAACGAAGUCAAACUAUACAAAAUUCUCUUAAUUCGGCUUAUCGUGAAAAUAUUUUAAAGCAGAAUGAGAUAAUUAAAGAAAAUAGGGACAUUAUUAGACGUUUAAUCGACAUGAUAAUUUUCUUGGGUACACAGGAACAAGCAUUACGGGGACAUGACGAAUCACAAAAUUCUCUUAAUCAAGGGAAUUUCAAAGAGUUGGCAAAUUUAUUAUCAAAAUUUGAUGAUAAAUUUAAAAAAUUUUUGGAUGAGUCUUCAGUAUUUAGCGGUUUGUCUAAAACCAUUCAAAAUGAUUUAAUUGACAGUAUCAACAAAAUUAUAUCACAAAUAAUAUCAGCAGAAAUUAAACAAUCACCUUGCUUCUCCUGGCAGGUCGAUGAAACCACUGACAUCCAGUGUUUAUCGCAAUUAUCCGUAAUUUUUAGAUACGUAACAAACGGUAAAAUUGUAGAACGUUUUAUGGGAUUUUUCAAUGAUUUUGAUCUUGCAAAUAAGUUAAUAGGACAAACGUAUGAUGGAGCAUCUGUUAUGUCAGGGGAACUGAAUGGUUUACAAUCAAAAAUAAAAAAUGUUGCUUCUCAAGCACUUUUUAUACAUUGUUAUGCCCACAGAAUGAAUUUAAUUUUACAAGACUCUGCCACUUUUUUUUCAAAAUCUACUAAACGUACCAAAGUUUUGGACGAAGUGGGUACCGCACGAAUACCUAGUGGUUCAGAUACGCGAUGGAAUUACAAAUCUCGCACAAUUAAUGUAAUUAUUAAUGAAAGAUCCGAAUUGUUGGAAGUAUUUGAAUAUAUUUUAAAUAGCGAUGAGUUUUCUAGAGAUCAGGAGUCUAUCAGAGCGGCAGUUGGAUUCAAAAACAUGAGACUAUAUAAGGAAAUAUUAGAUUUAAUUAUGAAUCAGAUUGAUAUUAGAUUUAAAGAUUUAGAGUUUUUAGCUUUUUUGGACUUACUAGAUAAAAGUAAAUUUACUUUAUUUAAAAAGAAGUUUCCUCACGAUUUAUUAGAUUUGUUCUUAAAGACUUAUCCAAAAUUAUUCAUAAAGAAUAUAUUACAAAAUGAACUACAGGUCUGGUAUUCCGAUCCAGACAUAUUUGGUAAUUCAUCUAAUUAUUCAGACAUUACAGAAUUUGUUUACACAAAUGAGUUACAAAGUGAUGUUCCAGAAAUUUAUAAAUUAUUAUGCGUUGCAUUAUCAUUACCAGCUAGUUCUGCGUCGGUGGAAAGGAGCUUUUCUACUCUUAAGCGCAUCAAAACAUUCAGUAGAAACUCUAUGGAUCAGUUUCGAUUAAGUAAUUUGGCAACAAUCGCUAUUGAAAGGGGUUUAGUAAAAUAUUUGCAAGAUAAUUUUGAAACUUCGAAAUUUUAUGAUAAUGUUAUAGACCAUUUCGCCCUCAGUAAAAAUAGACGAAUUGAUUUAAUCUACAAGCAGUAG